AUGAAGGUUGUUAGUUCCAUUGAGGAAAUACGGUUAUUUAUUAGAAAGAAAAGGUGUGAGGCAAUAAGGAAUGAUCAGGAAUUAUGUGUUAGUUUUGUCCCAACAAUGGGUGCCUUGCAUAAUGGACAUUUAAAUUUAAUUAGACAAGCAAAACAACAACCAUCAAAAAAUACUUUAGUUGUUGUCUCUAUUUUUGUUAAUCCCUUACAAUUUGGACCAAAUGAAGAUUUUGAUCGUUAUCCAAGAAAUUUAAAAGAAGAUUUGGAAAAAUUAAAAAAAUUGGCUGAUUGUGUUUUUACUCCAGAAAUUAAAAAUAUUAUUGGUAAAGAAGAAUUAAUUAAAAUGGAUGCUGGGCCAGUUAGUAAAGUUUUGGAAGGGAAAACGAGGCCUAAUUAUUUUGAUGGUGUUUUGACUAUAGUAGCUAAAUUAUUUAAUAUUAUACAGCCAGAUGUUGCUUUGUUUGGGAAGAAGGAUGCGCAACAGCUAUUUAUUAUACAACAAAUGGUUACUUCACUCAAUUUCCCUGUACAAAUAAUUUCCAUAGAAACACAACGAGAACCAGACGGACUAGCAUAUUCAAGCAGAAAUAAAUAUUUAAAUUUUGAAGACAGAAAACUUUCCUUAAUUUUAUUCAAAACUUUAAAUACUGGAUUAAAAGAAGCGAAAAAGGGGUCAAAAUCAACAAAAAUUUCGAAAGAAAUGAAAAUUUAUUUUAAAGAAAAUAAUAAUCAGAAAAAAAUAAUUUUGGAUUAUUUAGUUGUUGUGGAAGCUAAAACAUUCAAACAAAUAGAGGAGGAUGGAUUUAAAGGAGAAGCUAUUUUACUUAUUGCUGCCAUUGUUGGGGGAACUAGACUAAUUGAUAAUAUUGAGAUUAAGAUUGGAUGUUAA
Messenger RNA from Meloidogyne enterolobii, 888 nucleotides. NCBI's taxonomy places the organism in Eukaryota, Metazoa, Nematoda, Chromadorea, Rhabditida, Meloidogynidae. The record is from the annotation of a GenBank genome assembly.